AUGACAUGUUUCCCUAGUUGCAGCCAUGGAAAAAUACUUGUGUUUGUGUUCUAACAUAAAGCCAUAGAAACCGCUGGGCAUGAGGGUAUAAAAACGGAAUGACAUCUGAAUGAGGACCACAAACCCUUCUGCUCUUUCCAGGACGUGUUUACUGUGCGGACUUGAAAAUGAAGAUUUUUAUUUCAGUUGCUUUGUUGGCAUUUGCCGGUCUCUUCCAAGAAAGAGAUGCUGCCAUUGCAUGGACGACUCCCUCAGGCGGGAGUGGGUCAGCAAACGUAGCUGAAAACAAUGCAGCGGGAGCCACAGUGGAAACAUUGGUCGCGACUUCAACCGGACAAACUAUCGGAAAUUAUACUCUGGUGACCCAAGGCUCUCCAUUUACCUUGGCAACUGGUGGCGCGCUAACGGUUACAGCUGCAAAUACCCUUGACUUUGAAACGACCCCAACCUACACACUAGAGAUUCAGGUGGCAGAUGAUGCUCCUUCUUCAUCAACAGCGACACUUACUGUAUCUGUUACUGACGCCAACGAUGCUCCAGUGUUUAGUCCUGCAACCUACACGGCAUGCGUAAAUGAUGGAACUGCAGCAGGUACAUCAGUGACAACAGUGACCGGAACUGAUCAGGACAGCGGAGACACACUUACUUACUCUAUUACCGGCGGGAACACAAACACUGACUUCAGUAAUGUUGCAUCUGAAAUUCGUACAGCGAAAACACUUGCCAUGGCAACAACACCAAGCUACAAUUUGCAAGUCGAAGUUCAUGAUGGCACCGUCACUGCAACAACAACCAUCAGUAUAACUGUUUCUUCGAAUUGUAACAGCGCCGCCUCAGCUCUCGUUGUCAGCCUCUUGACCAUCAUGACAGCUCUUGUUGCAUCUAUGAAUUAAAUCUUUGUUGAACAGUAUUGAAAUUGUUGAAAUCCAGCAAAAGCCAUUUUAAAAUCAAUAACUAAAAUAUUACAAUAUCGUCGCGCGUAUAAAAAACAUUUAUCUCAUGAAACUGAAACAAUAACAUUAUAAAGCAGAGUAACACGACUCAGAUAAUGUAACUAGUUUGAAGUAAUUUAUAUGCCAUCUAAAAUUUACGGACUACACUACAACAAAAUGUCAAACACUGCUAAUGCUGACGAUCUAAUUUGAUUAUUCAACCACGUUGACAUCUUUAAGGGAAAUUCUGCAAUUUCCGUACCAGUUAACAAGUAAUUCAUGUCAAACAUAAUCAAAUGUAUAUAUAUCUUGUUUGAAUGUCAGUACCGUAGGUGAGAUGAUUACCUUUAAAUCCAGGAAAUUCUACCCACAUUGCAUUACAUGGUCAAACGUGCCGUGACUACUUCAAAAAUAAAACACUCGAAAGGUGUGACUAUCUGUAAUAGUGUCCGACUUUUGUGAAAUUUAGCGUCUAUCUACGAAACCUUUUAUCGACUUAUUUUCUUUUCAAGCGUAGACGUAUCUAAAAUUUGUUUUUGAAACGUUAUAACAAAAGAAGAUCAAACACCAUCCAGUUGUCAAUUCUUUAACAGUGUAACGACUAUAAUGGAUAUCCGAUAAUAGGUACCGGUGAUCGAGUAUCUGAAUAUUCGAAAAUCCGAACACGAGAAUCCUGAACACAAGUCACUGCUCAUACAGCAGAGAACAACACAUUAUAAAUGAAUGUCUCAAUGUCCUGGUGAGAAUGUAUACUCCCUACCACGUGUUUCUUUGUUUUUCACAUUUUGCGAUUAAGAAAUGAUUUCGGUAAUGAGAUACCAAUGUGUCGAUGUCUGAGUCAUUUCUAAGUUAAUAUGAUGUGCUUCUUUAGUUGAUUUAUAUUGAGUGCCUUAUACAUUUACAUUGUUCGGUAAGUAUUAGUAUCAAACUAGAUUGAACGACGUAAAAAAUGACUGUAUACCUUGAACAUCAACCCUGCAGCUCAAAGUUGAAAAGACAAAAAUAUGUAAUUGAGCAGUCAAUUGCUUUCAUUCCAUCGGUCUUGCGACAAUAUCAGCUUAAGUUGCUCAAACGUAGAUAUCAAACCCUACAGUUAAUCAGAAUAUACUGACAAUGCUUCGUUUUGUAUAAGUGUAUGUGUGAAAAAAAAUAAAACAAUAUAUAAUAGCAUU
Molecule: messenger RNA, 2104 nt
Organism: Mercenaria mercenaria
Lineage: Eukaryota; Metazoa; Mollusca; Bivalvia; Venerida; Veneridae
Product: protocadherin gamma-B4-like
Exons: 5
Coding region: 168-893 (241 amino acids)
Biological process (GO): homophilic cell-cell adhesion
Cellular component (GO): membrane
Molecular function (GO): calcium ion binding
Source: RefSeq, a predicted model, not a curated record